UAAUAAACUCAGCUAAAAUAAAUUCGUCUGCACUCAAAAGUCUCCGCAAUAAACCCCUGUCCCCCUCUGAAGAAAAAGCUCAGAUCCAAAUUCAAAUUCAAACCUCCAUAUCCGAAUCAUCCGAUGGAAAACUCCGAUUCCACGGCCUCUGUUCCUCCGCCUGCUCCUCUCUCCGUGAAGAAAGAGAAUGUGAUGCCGAUCAACCCUAAGAUUGCAGAAUUAACUGAGUCGCGGCAGGAGCUUCUCACUAGAAUACAGAAACUAAAAGAGGAUCUUCAAGGUUGGAGGACGAAGUUAGACACUCAAGUUAAGGUCUACCGUGAUGAACUUUCAGAGCUUAAGAACUCCCUAAAUACUGAAGUAGAGCAACUUCGAUCAGAUUUUCAAGAGCUUAAGACCACUCUUCAGCAGCAACAGGAAGAUGUUACGGCCAGUCUGAGAAACCUAGGGGAUGUUUCAGCAGAAGCCAAAGAGACUGAAGUUCCCAUUGUUGAAAACACUGAUGAAAAUGUUCAAGAAUUCCCAAUAGGCGAUAACGGUAAAGAAAUUGAGUAAAUCAAAUUUUGCGCAAUGAUCUGUUUAAUGAACGAUCCCAUCCGGGGUUGGUCGUUUCAUAUCUUGUAUUGGAUAACAAAUUGUCGCACUGAAGAAGAUGAAGCUGUCAUCUUUAAUCAGUUGUCACCAAAUUACAUUAUCUUGGCUGUUUCCUUUGUCGAUUUUGUAUCUGAUGCAUAAAACUAGUUGAAAUUAUUGAGAAAUCUUAGGGUAUGUUUGAUAAGCCAAAA
Molecule: messenger RNA, 785 nt
Organism: Olea europaea var. sylvestris
Lineage: Eukaryota; Viridiplantae; Streptophyta; Magnoliopsida; Lamiales; Oleaceae
Product: CAP-Gly domain-containing linker protein 1
Exons: 7
Coding region: 124-555 (143 amino acids)
Source: RefSeq, a predicted model, not a curated record